Molecule: messenger RNA, 1202 nt
Organism: Lampris incognitus (smalleye Pacific opah)
Lineage: Eukaryota; Metazoa; Chordata; Actinopteri; Lampriformes; Lampridae
Gene: hsd17b2
Product: hydroxysteroid (17-beta) dehydrogenase 2
Exons: 5
Coding region: 84-1202 (372 amino acids)
Source: RefSeq, a predicted model, not a curated record
ACAGACAUUGAUGCCUUCUAUAGUAGUUUGAUAUACUAACUGGAGGGGAGUCUGACAGUGUUGCACCCUUCACCCUUUGUGCCAUGGCCAUAGCCGUGUACAUUUGGGCAGCAAUAGAGAGAGUGAAAGAGUGUCGUGCUGGAUACUGGACCAUUGUUCUUGGGGCCCUUAGUGGCUUUCUGUACUAUUGGGGCUCUUUAGGGCACUAUGGUGUACUACCCUUGUGUUGUAGCCUCUUCGGGUACUAUGUGCUUGUGGGCAGAGGAGCAGGGUUGCUGCCGGUACAUGGAAAAGCAGUGCUAGUUACAGGUUGUGAUACAGGUUUUGGUCAUGCCCUGGCGAAGCUGCUGAGCGACAUGGGAGUGACGGUGUUUGCUGGGGUUUUGGAUGAGGAUGGUGCUGGAGCUCAGGGCCUGAGGAGACACAGUUCGAAAGACCUGCAGGUCCUGCAGCUGGAUGUGACGGACCACUCCCAGAUAGAGCAGGCUCACCGGUAUGUCUGCUCCCACGUCGGAGAGAAAGGUCUGUGGGGUCUGGUGAAUAACGCAGGGAUCCUAGGCUAUCCAGCUGACGGGGAGCUCCAGCCUUUGGCCACUUACAGACGCUGCAUGGAUGUGAACUUUAUGUCCACUGUGGAAAUGUGCCAGGUUUUCCUCCCACUGCUGCGCAAGUCCAGAGGAAGGAUAGUCAACAUGUUAAGCAUGGCAGGCGAGGUGCCCAUGCCAAUGUUAUGUGCCUAUGGCGCGUCUAAGGCAGCGCUGGGCAACUUUUCCAGGGUGAUGAAAAUGGAGCUGGAUGCGUGGGGUGUCAAAGUAGCCAUAGUUCAACCAUCUGGCUUCAGAACAAAUAUUUUCAAUAGCGACAAGGAAUGGAGCUGCCAUCAGGAGGAGAUCCUCAGUAAUCUCCCCUCAGACACGAGGGAGGACUAUGGGGAGGAAUACAUUUCCUCUCUUCGAGGCUGUCUUUUAGAGAUGGCCAACCAGUCCUUGGAAGACCUACGUCCCGUGCUCAAGGACAUCUGCCACGCCCUGAUGUCAGUGGCCCCUAAAUCUCUCUACACUCCAGGGCGAGGAGGCUGGCUCCUCCCAUUCUUCUACCGCAUCUGCCCCAACGCGAUCUCUGACGUCAUUCUAAAGCGCCUCUUUAAAUUAGUUGACGCUCAGCCAGAGGGGUUGAGAAUGAAAGUAAGUGGGACUGAAUAA